Messenger RNA from Brassica rapa (field mustard), 855 nucleotides. RefSeq names its product agamous-like MADS-box protein AGL53. Gene Ontology annotation, molecular function: protein dimerization activity; DNA binding. The record is from RefSeq and is a predicted model, not a curated record. NCBI's taxonomy places the organism in Eukaryota, Viridiplantae, Streptophyta, Magnoliopsida, Brassicales, Brassicaceae.
AUGAAGAUGAACAAAUUGUUGGUGAGAAAAGAUACAGUCUUCAAGAUAGCUUCGUCUGCUUUGUACAACGCACGAGCGGCCACGGUUCUCAAGAAAGCGUUCGAGCUCUCGGAGCUAUGCGGUGUGGAUGUGUGCAUCAUCUGGUACGACCGCGAAGGUAACCUAGUCAAGACUUGGCCUGAGAACGAGGAAGCCAAAGUUAGAGCCAUGGCAGCGCGAUACAGCAUGUUAAGCGAAGAAGAAAAGGGAAAGAAAAGAAACAACCUCUCAGGGUUUCUAUACAAGAAGAUGAUCCGCGACAAGAAAGAGUCUUUGAGGAAAAGGGAUAACAAAUUCUUCCAAGAAGUGUCAGAGCUUGAGGAUUCAUUGCAGAGUUGCUUACAGACACUCAAAGAAAGCCUUCAUCUUGAUCAACCCCAGGAUCUAUCUUCUAAUGAUUCCUCGCUAAUUAAUGUGUAUCAUCAUCAAGCAUCAUCACUAUUGAGUUAUCCGAGUAGUAGCAGCGAGAAUUGUGUUGAUGAUGUAUCCACCACCACCACGACGAUGAAUCAUCCACAAAGCAAAUUCUCCAUCUUGUUGUUUAACCAUGAGAAUGGUGCGCUCACUCAAUUAGCCAACCCUUCUGCUCUUCCAAGCUUUGAACAACAGCCGCAGAUUCAGUGUAAUCAAAAUUACGGUACUAAUUACAUGGAUUUAUUACUUGGGGAACAAGGCUGCAACAACGUCGAUCUUCUCAUGCCCACCCUUUUUCCUCCUCCGAUGAUGAUGCAGACACAAACCCCAAAUUUCCAGCAGUUUAUGCAGACACAACCAGUGUAUAAUCAGAUACCAGUUUUUGGAACGAUGCUCUCUUAG